Messenger RNA from Ophidiomyces ophidiicola, 900 nucleotides. RefSeq lists its product as uncharacterized. Bases 1 to 900 code for a protein of 299 amino acids. The transcript has a single exon. The record is from RefSeq and is a predicted model, not a curated record. Lineage: Eukaryota; Fungi; Ascomycota; Eurotiomycetes; Onygenales; Onygenaceae.
AUGUCUCAAUUCGACCAGAUGCCCCCUAUGGGCCUCGAUGGUGGCCGUGGGCUCAUGCAUCCCACUCAGUUCUACCGUCUGGCGCGAAGGCAGUCCAACCGCAUCUCCAAAGUCUCCAGCACUGGAAACAGCCCGCGUAAAGGCACGCUAGAAGAUGCUCUAAUUCACUCUCAGAGACGCUUCUCUACCCAUAGUGACGGGCUAGCUGAGAGCUUCUAUGCUGCCCUUCAGAAAGCGACUGCAUCGAACUGCCUGUCAACCUCCUUUAGGCCUACAAGCCAGUCGUCUCGUCAGACUCAAACCCCCCGAAGCUCUAAGCGGCAUUCAACCAACUCUCAGACUUUCUCUGCACCCGGUACUUUCGUUCACUCCAGGACGUUUCCGGCUCAGCAACAACCAGAAACGGUGUCUCGACACUCGUCUUUCAGCGAUUACGUCUUGCCACCACGACCUCUAAGCUAUCAAGAGCCUGAGUGCGACUGGCCAACUUAUCUCCCGAUAGUAUCUUCGGAUGCCAUCUACCCUGAGCUCAGUUAUUCACCACAAUACGAAACACCACGAUACAACAAGACAUCGGCGUCUUGCGACACCACCGCAUUGUCCUCACCAGAACUAUUCCCAUACCAGCAAAUUCCCGAGCCGAAAACCCCUCCCACAUAUGCCUUGGAUACCAAGAAGGCAGAUGAGGUUCUAAUGGGAGUCGGGCUGUACGAUGAGCCGGAUUGUUCAUGGGGAGAUUCUUCAACGGCUGGCCGGUUUCGAGAUAGCCUGAUCAAUGCUCCUCCACCAAAACCCUCGUUGAGUGGAAAAGGGUUGAAGCUCGAAGAGACUUUCAGCCCGCCGCCCAUGGAAGACGACAAUGGGGACGAUGACAGCGACGACGGUAACGACCAGUCAUGA